AGCAGGCUCGAUCGCUUUACAACGCGACACUAUCAGCUUCAUUUAUACCUAUCCAAUCUAUCCAUCAUAAAACAAUAAAUAUAAGCUGUCUAUUAUGUACUUAAAGUCAAUUAAGAUCGCUACCAAAGAUAUGAAUUGUAAUUUACGGUUACUUAAAUAUAUUUUUCGAUGACUCACUCACGUUGGCAGGGUGUAGGUAUAUAUUCCAUGAAAUAAACAUUUCCAAACCUCAAUGCGGUGUUAACGUUGUUCUUGUGCAGGCACUGAAAGCGUAAAACGGUACCUGUUCGUAGUGGUCGUCAUCAUAACAUCAAUUUUAUUGUACGAAUUAUCAUUAUGAAACAAAGAAAACGACUCCAAGCCCAAAAAAGCCAAAAACAGAACUUGCCUUAUGAAUGCUUCCAUGAUGAUUUUUUACAGAUAAUGGCAAAAAUAUUCCGCUUCUCACGUUGGUUUGGUGUAGCUGGCUCUGGAAAUGUUUUGUGGAAAACAUUUGGGCUUUGCAUUUUGCUUUUGCUCGGAGUCAUAGAAGGCGUUGCUAUUUGGCGUGUGGUUAGAGCACUUGCUGGAUUAUCUAUUGAUAUUGAAGGUCAUAGGAGUGUAACUGCGCGGCUAGCAGGAGCAACUUUCUACGCUUCCUCGAUAACUACACUUAUUCUUUCUUGGAAGUUGUCUUCGUCAUGGGAAACAAUAGCUUUAUAUUGGGCUUCAAUCGAUCGAAGUAUAGCAAUUAACGUUUCAUCAGAUAAAAAUAUAAAAACCCGGAUGAUCACAGUAACGUCUGUGAUGGUAACUUGUGUUGUUGUGGAACACGCCAUGAGCAUGAUGUCACAAGUUGGAUUCGACUGCCCGCCUUCACUUGUACUAAAGCGGUACACACUGAUGUCUCAUGGAUUUUUGUUACUCAGAACGGAUUAUUCGAUAUGGUUUGCCGUACCGCUUCUCUUUAUGAGCAAAAUAGCUACGAUCCUCUGGAACUAUCAAGAUAUACUUAUAGUAUUAAUAAGCAUGGGAUUGACUUCUCGAUACAACACACUUAACCAAUACGUUGCCAAGUUCUCUACACCCAACAAGGAUUUUCCUUGGAACCCUCAUGAUGAGUGCAGUAAAGGGCAAACGUGGCGCAGAAUACGUGAGGCGUAUGUAAAGCAGGCCCAGCUCGUUCGCCGAUUGGAUAAGUCACUGGGCGGACUCAUCCUGCUCUCUAACCUUGUCAAUUUUUACUUCAUUUGUCUACAGUUAUUUCUAGGGAUUACACAAGGACUUUCUGGAGAUGUGAUAAAACGUUUGUACUACGUGGUGUCGUUGGUGUGGCUAUGCGUCAGAGUGAGUUGCGUCGUGCUCGCGGCUGCCGAUAUAAACGUGCACUCCACGAAAGCUCUCCGGCACCUCCAUGCUAGUGACAGACACUACUACAAUGUAGAGAUUGUGAGGUUACAAAAUCAACUCAGUAAAGAUUAUGUUGCUUUAACGGGACUGGGAUUUUUUUCUCUUAACAGAACAAUUUUAUUGCAAAUGGCGGGAGCAAUAAUCACGUAUGAAUUAGUACUAAUACAAUUCGAUGAUCAUGGAUUUACGGAACAUAAGUCUGCUCUAAAUUCCACAACGUUCUAAAGCGUCAAUGCCUACAUGCUGUGCGAGCGCCGAAAAGAGAUUCUCUCAUUAACAGUUUUACUGGUGUGGUACAUAGGACUAUAAUAAUUAUUAUUUAUUAGCCAAACUGAUUACCAAUAUCAUAUAUUAUUAGAAUCGAUUCGGGGCGUAUUAGAUGUAUUCAAGUUUAGAUUAGUUCUUCUUCAUUGUAGAUAUUAACACAUAAUUAAAUAUAAUA
This is a messenger RNA of Cydia fagiglandana, 1831 nucleotides long. RefSeq names its product gustatory receptor 5a for trehalose-like. The record is from RefSeq and is a predicted model, not a curated record. The transcript has 10 exons. Gene Ontology annotation, biological process: detection of chemical stimulus involved in sensory perception of taste; sensory perception of chemical stimulus. Lineage: Eukaryota; Metazoa; Arthropoda; Insecta; Lepidoptera; Tortricidae. Gene Ontology annotation, cellular component: membrane. Gene Ontology annotation, molecular function: taste receptor activity. The coding region runs from base 337 to 1614 and encodes 425 amino acids.